This is a messenger RNA of Daucus carota subsp. sativus, 3614 nucleotides long. RefSeq lists its product as uncharacterized. Lineage: Eukaryota; Viridiplantae; Streptophyta; Magnoliopsida; Apiales; Apiaceae. The transcript is spliced from 7 exons. The record is from RefSeq and is a predicted model, not a curated record. Gene Ontology annotation, molecular function: protein dimerization activity; DNA binding. Bases 667 to 3369 code for a protein of 900 amino acids.
UUGUUUUUCACACAAUUGCACUCUUUAAUUCAUCACAAACAUACCCAAUUCACCAAUUUCAUUUUCAUUGUAUACAUACACGUGUGUAUGUAUAUGUGUGUUGUAAUUUUUAUGAAAUUUAGAGACUUGGGUGUUUGUUAGUAUGUGUGAUUGUGUAUGUGGCUUGGAUAUCUUGGUUAAAUUUGACUGCUUUUUUAGCUUAUGUUGAGUGAAUUUGUUGGGGGUGAUUGAUGUUUUUGAUUUUUUGUUGAAAGUUAAUUUUGGUUUAAUUAGGGGCUGGGUUUAGUUGUUGGUUAGGAGUGAUGAAAGGUGAAUUGGGUUUCGGUUUAGUUUGCGGGGUAGGAUUGUGAUCACUGCUCAUUGUUGUUGUGGUGACGGGGAAUGUGACGAUGGCUAGUUUGGCAUUGUUGUUGCCAACCAACUGUAGGAAGUGUGUUGUGGGGAAGAAAUGCGAGGAAAGUGUGGUUGGGCGGGGAGGAUUAUUAAAUGUGUCGUGAAUAGAUGAUGAAAGAAGAAAGUUUGAAGUCGAAAAGGUUAUCAUUAUUACUACUUUGAGGCUGCUUUAAGUUGGAUAGAAUGGAGUGAGCACCCCACAGGUGAACGACUGAAUGCAAUCUUAUAGUUAGGGAUAGGUCGAAAAACAAAUUCAUGAGUGCUUGAAAGUAUAUGGCAUCACAUCGUUCCUCUGGAGUUGUUGACCCUGGAUGGGAGCAUGGUGUUGCUCAGGAUGAGAGGAAAAAAAAGGUCAGGUGCAAUUACUGUGGAAAGGUAGUUAGUGGUGGAAUCUACAGGUUAAAGCAACAUUUAGCUCGAGUUUCUGGAGAAGUAACAUACUGUGAUAAGGCGCCAGAGGAUGUAUACUUGAAAAUGAGAGAAAAUUUAGAAGGAUGCCGGUUUAGUAAAAGAGCAAGGAAAAAUGAAUAUGAUGAACAAGCAUACUUAACUUUCCCCUCUAAUGAUGAAGCAGAGGAGGAAGAGCAUGCUGGAUAUAGGAAUAAAGGAAAGCAAUUGGUAGGGGAUAAUGGAUUAGUAAUAAAUUUACCCCCUCUUCGGUCAUUGGGAUAUGUUGACCCUGGGUGGGAACAUGGUGUUCCACAGGAUGAAAGGAAGAAAAAGGUCAAAUGUAAUUAUUGCGAGAAGAUCGUAAGUGGUGGUAUUAAUCGUUUUAAGCAGCAUCUAGCUAGAAUACCAGGAGAAGUUGCACCCUGUAAAAAUGCUCCAGAGGAAGUAUAUUUUAAAAUAAAAGAAAAUAUGAAAUGGCAUCGUUCAGGAAGGAGGCAGAGAAGAACGGACGCGAAGGAGGUCUCAUCAAUCUAUAUGCACUCGGAUGAUGAAGAGGAAGAGGAUGAGCAAGAGGUAACUGCUGUACACCCUAUGAGCAAUGGCAUACCUUUGAUUGAAGAUGCAAGAUUAGGAAGGGACUCAAGAAGAACGUUAAGAGGCACAUCUUCCAUAUUGGAGGCUGAGCCAUGGUUAAGAAGACCAAAUUUUGAAGCUAUUGUUUCGAAGUCUCCAAGAAGUGACACACCUUUGAAUUCCCAACAAGGCAAAAUGGUUAACUGCAAAAGAUUCCGCAAGGAAGUUAACUCUGCAAUUUGCAAAUUCUUUUAUCAUGCAGGAAUUCCUUCCCAGGCAGCAAAUUCCCCCUAUUUCCAUAAGAUGCUGAAGUUGGUUGGUCAAUAUGGAGAAGGUUUAGUGGGCCCUUCUGCCAGUUUAAUGUCAGGUCGAUUUCUACAAGAUGAGAUUUCAACCAUCAAAAACUAUCUCGAGGAGUGCAAAAUUUCAUGGACAGUUACUGGGUGUUCUAUUUUGGCAGAUAGUUGGACUGAUUCGCGUGGAAGAAUAUUGAUUAAUAUAUUGGUUUGUUGCCCCCACGGUAUGUACUUUGUACGUUCAGUUGAUGCCACUGAUGAGUUUGAAGAUGCUAUGUACUUAUUUAAGUUGCUUGACAAGGUGGUAGAAGAGAUGGGAGAAGAAAAUGUUGUGCAGGUAAUCACUGACAAUACACCAAGUUAUCAUGCUGCUGGAAAAAUGCUUGAAGAGAAAAGAACAAACUUAUUCUGGACCCCCUGUCUUGGCUAUUGCAUUGAACGAAUGCUAGAGGAUUUCAUGAAGAUAAAAUGGGUUGGAGAGUGCAUGGAAAAGAGUCAAAGCAUUACUAAGUUCAUAUACAAUCGUAUCUGGCUGCUAAAUCUGAUGAAGAAUGAGUACACUGGUGGAAAAGAACUUUUGCUACCCUCAGUUACCCGAUAUGCAUCAAGUUUUGCUACUUUGCAGAAUCUUUUGGAUCAUAGAAUUGGCCUCAAAAGAUUAUUUCAGUCAAACAAAUGGCUUUCCUCUCGGUGUUCACAAAUGGAAGAGGGUAAAGAGGUAGAGAGGAUUGUACUGAACCCUACCUUUUGGAAGAAGAUGUUGUUUGUUAGGAAAUCCGUGGACCCUAUUAUGGAAGUUCUUCAAAAGAUCACUAGUGAUGAUAGCCUUUCUAUGCCAUUUAUCUACAAUGAUAUGUGCAGAGCUAAACUUCUUAUAAAGAGUAAUCAUAAUGAUAAUGUACGCAAGUAUGGACCCUUCUGGAGUGUUAUAGACAAAAACUGGAAUUCACUAUACCACCAUCCAUUAUAUUUGGCUGCUUACUUCCUCAAUCCAUCUUACAGAUAUCGUCCUGAUUUUGUUCAGCACCCAGAGGUUGUUCGUGGACUAAAUGCAUGCAUUGUUCGACUGGAGCCAGACAGUGGAAAGAGAAUUUCUGCAUCCAUGCAGAUUUCUGAUUUUGGUUCUGCCAAAGCUGACUUUGGAACUGACUUGGCUAUUGGUACUAGAGCGGAGCUUAAUCCAGCUGCAUGGUGGCAGCAGCAUGGCAUAAACUGUGUCGAGUUGCAAAGAAUUGCAGUGCGUAUAUUGAGCCAAACAUGCUCGUCAUUUGGGUGUGAGCACAACUGGAGCAUAUAUGAUCAGAUCAAAAGCCAAAGGCACAACCGCGUGGCACAGAAAAAACUAAAUGAUUUCAUCUAUGUUCACUACAAUCUACGACUCAGGGAACGCCAAAUAAGGAAGACUUCUAACGACUUGAUCUCCAUUGACAGUGUGUUGCAAGAAUAUUUACUCUAUGACUGGAUUGUGGACACGGAGAAACAAGUAUUGCACGAAGAUGAGGCGAUCCCUAUCAAUGAAAUGGAACAAGUUGACACAUACGAAAAUGAGGCAGAGUAUGAAGAUGGACAUGUUGAGGCCAGGAAAGGAGGCAUGCAGCUGGUAACUUUGGCUGAUGUACAGCCCUUGGAUAUCAAUCCUGCUAAUAAUUUUAGUGCUGCCACAGAUGAUGACGAUGAAAGUGAUAAUAAUAUCAAUUUUCUUGAUGAUAACGAGUAGCAGUGGGCACUAGUUCCCGCAAAAAAACGAAAUGAAGCUUAAUCUACAUGUUUUCAUGUAGUUUUCAUGUACUUAAUGUUGUAGGCAUUUUUUCUUUCAAGUGUAUUGAUGUAAAGUGACAUGGUUGAAUAUUGUAGGCACCAACUGAAAACAACAGUUCAGUGAAGAGCCUCAAGAUAGGGUUUACAUUUUUCUCGAGUCUUACUGUUUGAGUUUUUGUAUAUAAUUUGUUGGUUUAAUUUUGA